CUUACAGUGACAGCGAACUGGCUGUUACCAUCUCACCAGCAUCAUCAAUAACAUUAUAGAGCCAGUGCAUUUUGAGAUUCAAUUCUGGCAAUCGAAUCCGCCUUGCCAACAUCCGCCUAGAAAAACAGAGUAUCCCCGAACUACACACGCACUUUAAUGUUGGUUUGUGGAUUUGACUGGUCUAUACGCAGCGUAAUAUUGAAUAGACAAGGCCGAAUUAAUAUUAUGGGCUUACUAUGUCGGAUCUUAUUAUAGUAACUACCACUUCACCUGACUCCCUGGUCUUCACUGACGGAACUACAUAACUAAUUUAUUAUAUAACCUUUCACCUGUCAACCUGGAACUCCGGAAACUUUGGAACCUAUUUCCAAAGCCAAUUCUCUGAUGACAACUCCCUGCUACGUGGAAAGAAAAAUCAAGUUGGAGACUUUGUAUACCGACAAAUUACAAUGCCGUCAGGGCUUGGCGAAAUGCAGCCCAUCGACGUUGGUUGCAUGGCAAGGUUGAUGGAGCCACCCCUCAAUGCUCAACUUGCAUCCAGGUGUGAUGAUCCCCCAGAGUAUAUUUGGUACAUACAAAUAUAGCUUCCGUUAUCCCGAUUCCCUUUUGGUUCGCUCAGCCUCGUCAUACUUUCAUGUUAUCGGGUAGGUAAGGUUAUAUAUGACAUCGUCGAAACCAUAAUUGACUGUCGCUCUGGUCCAGACCUUUCGCGCUCACCAAGCAAUAAUUAGGAUCUUGACCUCUGUCGAAUCUUUGUCCUUGUCAAAAGACGCUGCCGGCUUAGUGUGGAAUAUAGCCUAUGUGAAGUGAUAGAGAGGACUUUGCAAUCAUCAUGCGGCUCAUUUCACCUUACAUCGCACUCUCCGUCUAUCUCGUUCCCCUUUCCCUAGCUCUCCAGGAGAAAAUCUGGAGUUCCGUGGUCUACACAUUCUAUGGCGAACACAGUCCUCAUGCACUGCCUUACCCCAUAACAUUAACUCCAUUGGGCGCCCAGCAAUUGGUAGAGGUGGGAUCAACCUUCCGAGGUCGUUAUCUGGACAACGUCGAGACGAGGAUUGGAGGUUUAUCACUCCAUAUGCUGGUGCCGGGUGAAAUCACUGUCCUCGCAAGAACAGAGCCGGCCGCGGUUGCUUCAGCUGAGGCGUUCAUGCAAGGAUUCUAUCCGCCGGUGCCAAACUCGUCCGGUAACACCACAAGUCGGGACCUAGCAGACAUGGUGAAUGGGACCGCCGUGGACUUCCCACUCAAUGGAUAUCAGUAUCCGCAAAUCCUCACACUAGGCUUUAGGGACCCGAGUAGUGUUUACAUUGCUGGCCAGGUCAACUGCGUAGCUUACGGUGCUGUGCUUUUGCAGUGGCUAACCAGCGACGAGGCCCGCUCGAUGGAUGCACAAAGUUCCGCGUUCUAUUCUGAUGUCUAUUCCCGUGCUCUGCAGGGCGUGUUUGCAAGGGAGGACGUCAGUUUUCUCACUGCAUUCCCGAUUUAUGAAUAUCUCAACUAUCAACAUAUUCACAACUCGACUGCCCAGAGCGUAAUUUCGCUAGACGACGUCAACAAUGCACGCUAUCUUGCAGAUAAAUGGGUGUCCGUAGCAAAUGGCAACACUGAGGCAGGCGGAAGUGACGGUACUGAGGAUCACAAGAUCCUUUCUGUGGCCGGUCAAACGCUAGCGAGGUUCGUCGUCAGUGCCUUUGAGACGAAUUACCGCACAGGCGGUGCUGAGGGCAAGCUGUCGUUACUCUUCGGCAGUUUUGAACCCAUGGUGGCCUUUGCGUUCCUGUCCAAAUUGGCGUCUGACCGCCAGAGAAACUUUUACGGCCUUCCCAACCCGGGAGCUUCGAUCGUCUUUGAGCUUUUCAGCAUGGAAUCCAACUCCUCCGCCGAUGAAUACCCUCUUUCAACUGAUCUAAUGGUCCGCUUCUUUCUCCGCAACGGAACGGAUGCAUCUGACGCCUCCACACCGUUGGUAUCGUACCCUCUCUUCGGCCGUGGUCCCGAGCAACCCGGCAUGCCAUAUCAAGAAUUCAAGGAUGAAAUGGUGAAUAUCAUGAUGUCUGUCUCGGAAUGGUGCCUUACCUGUGGCGGCGACACUAGCGUAUUCUGCCCCGCCUACGCUCCGGACUCUAGAAAUAAUGGCCGCGCGGGCCCACGGUCUUUGCGACCCGCAGUUGCGGGAGUGAUUGGUGCUGUGGUCGGUUUAAUCGUGGCAGGGCUUAUCGUCGCCUUUUCCUGCUGGGCUUUUGGGCUUCGUAUACGUCGGAAGGCCACGCGUCGCAGGUUUGACCUUGGCGGGUUCAAAGGCGGAAAUAAACUCGCGAGCGACCUUGAUCUGGUGGGUGGAAAUGUCAAGAAAACGGGCCACCCGACCGCUGGUAUUAUUGUCCCGCAGGGGGACGGUGAUUGGACUAACUCAGGUCCGGCCGGUUCCCGUGGCGAUGAGAGAGUUGGUAGCUGGGAAAUGUGGAGCAAAAUGACAGCUACUACAGGUUCUGAUAUUGACUCUAGUAAUAGCGAUGCGAAUCCAAAUAUUGAAGAUUCACGAUCGCGGCGGAGUUGGGAAGAUGAUGAUCCCGCAGUCACUGCCAUCGCCGAACCUGUCAAAGUUCAUGAACAUGUUUGAGAGGCACAAGCACCGGCUUCAAUGUUUCGCUGGAUCGGUAAUUAGGAGAAAUGUUGUGCCUUUUGGCUUUUGUUCGUUCUUUUCUCACCCCUCUCCCUCUUUCGAAGAGGAGGCAUCGUUCAUUAACCCAUAAAACACGCGCCCCUCAGAAUUACAGCAGCAUUCCCUCCCAAUGUUGAUCUCAGCUCACUUUGAUACCCAUCUCAGUCACUCGUUCCCAUUUGGCGUUGGGCUAUACAAAAUCAUUUGCAACAAUCUUGAGCACAGAACUGCCAUGAUUAGGCAUCAUAAUACUGCUUAUUAUUUUUGUCUUGCAGCUUACGUAUCCCUUCCAACAUUGGCAUCUGGCUAGAUAUACUUUACUCCUGCUGCCAGAUUUCCAUCAAAAUAAUGUACAUGUAUUUGUAAG
Molecule: messenger RNA, 3029 nt
Organism: Blastomyces gilchristii SLH14081
Lineage: Eukaryota; Fungi; Ascomycota; Eurotiomycetes; Onygenales; Ajellomycetaceae
Exons: 1
Coding region: 833-2620 (595 amino acids)
Biological process (GO): dephosphorylation
Molecular function (GO): phosphatase activity
Source: RefSeq, a predicted model, not a curated record